AUGGCGGCGUCACUCCCGCGACCCAGGAGUCGGCUCUUCCGAACGUACGGAGCUGCCGGCGGCUGGGAGCCGCGGGGGCGGCCGGGCCGGGCAGCCGCGCAGUGGUUCCAGCCGCAGGGCCGGCAGUGUGUGUUCAGCAGCAGCAGCAGCAGCGACGGCGGCCCCUCGUCCUCUGUAGCCUCCGAUGAUCCUGACGACCCCGACUUCUCCUGCAGCCCGGUGGGUAGACGGCGAACGCGCGCCGGGAGUCGACGCGCCCGGGACCAGCCUAGCCUGGUCGUGACUCCCAAGCGCCGGAGGCUGCGAGCCCGGCCCCCGCUGAAGUGCAGCACCCCCUACGGCCCGCUCGGCCCGCCGCCCUUCCCCAGCUGUAACCCGGGCCGCCUCAGCCGGGACCUCAGUGGCAGCAGACAGCCCAGGGACGGCGGCGACCUGGGCACCAGCGCCUCCCUGUUCAGUUCUCCGGCCUCUCCCGGCCCCGGCCCUGGGUCCCCAGCGCCAGGAGACGGCAGCAUCUGUAUGGACCCCUCCGCCUCUCUAGAUGAAGCCUCGGAAGUUUCGAGCGACUUCCACUUCCCGGCAGCCACCCUGAACCAAUCGCCUCUCCCCUGCUCCCAGGACGCAGCUACAGGAGGAGGCAGGUUCGCCAGGUUGGCCUCUCAAGCCCGUGCCAGCCUCAGGUCAGCUCUCUUUGGUUCUGUGGACUCAGGAAACUCUGAGGAUUCGGAGUUUGGGACUGAUAGGAAGAAUAUGAGGGGUUCUUGCUGUGAGAGGAAACUGUUAGGAAAGAGACCGGAGACUCCAGGUUCAUCAAGCACCUGUAAGAGUCGGACCACAAACCAGGGCUCGUAUCAACGGACUGAGUCUCAAGGGGCUAUCCAGAUAGAAUAUGAGGAGGCCAAUGGUUGCAGGGGCGGUCUUGUACCUGGGGAAACCAACAGGCCUAAGAGAACAGGACCAAGACGGAAAAGGAAGCAUCAAGAGACAGAGGAAACCUCCCUCCAUUACCACGGGUCUGAAAAACCCCAGAAGAUGGCAAAUGAGUCACUCGGCAUCCAGGACCUGACUCUUAUGCUGAAUGCCUGCCCAUGGACCAAAGCCAGAGCUUCCUUCAGUUUCCACAAGAAGAAGAUUGUCACUGCUGUGUCAGAGGUGUGCAGCAGCAAUAGCAUUGCCAGUUCUCUCCCAGGGUCCCUCAUAGCAGAAUAUGCAAACCCUCCUGUCAUGGACAGAACAAACAGGGCUAUGUCCCCUUGGCACUCCUCUUCCAUGCAUUUGCUAACCCCCUUAAAGACACUACAUAUUGCAGAUAAAAAGGAAUUUGAUGCUGAAAAGGUUUAUGGGGAAUGCAACCAGGAAGGUCCUAUCCCCUUUAGCUAUUGCCUUCCCAGAGAAAAACUACAAAACUGUGAGAAGAUUGGGGAGGGGGUGUUCGGCGAAGUGUUUCAAAUAAAUGUCAAUCACACACCUGUAGCCCUAAAAAUCAUUGCUAUUGAAGGACCAGAUUUAGUCAAUGGAACCCAUCAGAAAACUUUUGAGGAAAUCCUGCCAGAGAUCAUCAUCUCCAAAGAGUUGAGCCUCCUGGCUGAUGAGGUAACCAAUCGCACAGAAGGCUUUAUUGGGCUGAACUCGGUGCACUGUGUUCAAGGGUCUUACCCUCCCUUGCUCCUCAGAGCCUGGGAUAACUAUAACUCAACCAAAGGCUCUGCAAACAACCGGCCUGACUUUUUUAAGGAAGACCAGCUUUUCAUUGUGCUGGAAUUUGAGUUUGGAGGGACUGACUUAGAGCAAAUGAGUAAAAAGCUGAACUCCCUGGGUACUGCAAAGAGCAUUCUACACCAGAUCACAGCUUCUCUCGCCGUGGCAGAGGCCUCACUGCACUUUGAGCACCGAGACUUACACUGGGGGAACGUGCUCUUAAAGAAAACCAGCCUCCGGGAGCUCCAGUACACUCUCAACGGAAAGACAAGCACUAUCCCCACCCUUGGGCUACAAGUCAACAUCAUUGACUACACCCUCUCGCGCCUGGAACGGGAUGGAAUUGUAGUCUUCUGUGACAUUUCCAUGGAUGAGGACCUGUUCACAGGUGAAGGUGACUACCAGUUUGAGAUCUACAGGCUAAUGAGAAAAGAAAACAACAACUGCUGGGGUGAAUAUCACCCUUACAAUAAUGUCCUCUGGCUACAUUACCUCACAGAUAAGGUUCUGAAACAAAUGACCUUCAAGAAGAAGAACACGCCUGCCAUGAAGCAAAUGAAGAGAAAGAUCCAGAAUUUCCACAAGACAAUGCUGAACUUCAGUUCUGCCACGGAUUUGCUCUGCCAGCACAGUCUGUUUAAUUAAGCCCAAGGUGCCUUACUACGCCAGACUGAGCAAGUACUAGUUGUGAAGAUCCUGUUGCUAUUUUCCAUCUCCAUCUCCAGAGCAAAGUGGAAUUUUUCCAUUCUUAACAUGUUUCUAAUCAGCUUUUCAAACAAGGAUUUUGCUUCCAAGUAGAAACUGAAAUGUUUUAACCUGUUAACAAAUGUUCUUUAGAAAUAAAUUACAUGAGAGCAAGUGUGUACAACUUGUAAGCCCUUUUCCUCACUUAGCAGAGUCCCUGCUGCAAAUUCCAUAUUUUCAUUUUUGAGUCUUGACACUUUAUGUGCAAAAGUAAAGUUCGGGGAAGCCCAAGGCCUCAUUUGCCAUACUGACCAGAGCCUGUUGCUGUGUCUGGUGAGGCUGGCGUGUCUGGUUGCUGUGUCUGGUGUGUCUGGUGAGCUCUGAGAUGUCAACCGAAGAGAAAACAGGCUAUAGUAAAGCUGAGACCAAAAAAGACAAGACUGGAGGGAGAGGAAAGGGGAGAUGGUAGGCAAUGUUUAGGGAGAAGUUCGAGAAACACCAUAUAUUUAUCAAGCUAGUUUGCCAAUCACAAGCAUAACUUAACAAUUUUCAGUGGAAAAAUAAAUGUCUCCAUAGCUAUAAAAGAUGAUUUGAAUUUUUGCUUAUUUUUCACCAAGGGAAGGAAAACCAAAUGUUUUAAAUGCUGUGUUGGAUAGUCCUUCUGAAUAUGGUUGUGGUAAUUUACUCCUGUUGUGUUCCCAGGUUAACUAAUCCUGUUUUUACUCCUUUUCCACACUCUAUUUUUGGUGCUUUUGAGAUGGAUAUAACCAUUCUGGAGAGAUGAAAGAGUAAAGAACCACUUAUUAGUACCUGAGUCUUUGUCACAUUCUUCACUGUUAGAAUCUGGAAACCUUGUAUUAUGGUUGGAAUACAGAUUUGCAGCUGGAAUUUGGCGCCAAAUUUAUUUUCCCCUUGUAUCUGCAAAAUAAAAUCAGAAUGGGAAGUUAAGGCUGGUGGUGUUUUACCACUUGUAGCUUUCCAGGGAUGCGCAUUAAGCACUUACAUUAAAGAGGAAUUCUUUGGUGUCAGAAAGCCCCUG
Talpa occidentalis (Iberian mole) is the source of this 3421-nucleotide messenger RNA. RefSeq names its product histone H3 associated protein kinase (gene HASPIN). Bases 1 to 2343 code for a protein of 780 amino acids. The transcript has a single exon. Gene Ontology annotation, biological process: intracellular signal transduction; mitotic cell cycle; protein phosphorylation. NCBI's taxonomy places the organism in Eukaryota, Metazoa, Chordata, Mammalia, Eulipotyphla, Talpidae. The record is from RefSeq and is a predicted model, not a curated record. Gene Ontology annotation, cellular component: cytoplasm; nucleus. Gene Ontology annotation, molecular function: histone H3T3 kinase activity; ATP binding.